AUGAACGAAAAAGCGUCAAAGCAUUUCACCGAAGACUUUGCGCUACUGUAUUUGUCGGAGAUGAUCCUAAACCGACACACCGUAUUGAACCGCGUACAAGAAGACCUUAAAACGAUUCAUGAAGUGUUUCAACAACAAGUUAGCGUUGCAGCCAUGAUACAGUUUCAGUGGAACUACAUAAAGUCGGAGGAGAGUUGCGUGCUGGGCACUCCAGCUUCGAAGAUCAGGACCAUUUCCACGCAAACGAAGGACUUGAUGCAGACGAAAGAGAAGAUUUUGCGUAUGGGAGUCCGCUUCUUGUACACAAGCCUGUAUUAUAAGGAAGUAGCACACCUUGGAGAUAGACACGUCAACGUUCCAGUCGAAGAGUGGGACAGAGAAGCGGAAAGUAUGCUGCUUCAGCUCGACAAGAACAAGAAACGCUUUGAGGAAGUCAUCAGCGAAAUGGAAUCCGAGUUGGAGAAGGCUGAAAAGGACUUCAACGAAGGACUAUGUUACACGAAUGUUGAACACAUCAACAAUUUGUUCCGCAAAGCCUUUGAAAACUUAACCGCGUCGGACAAGGAUGAUGCUGAAAAACGCUUCGCUGACGUUCAGAAGAAAACUCGGGAACAAUCUAAAGAGAUAUUGCGUAUUAAACAGAUGAUGGGCGUCCCGAAAAGAGCCGUUGAUCCAGGAAAUGGAAACGACCCGAAGAGUGUGACGCGUUUUUUUCGCAAAUGGUCAAGGAAGUACAAGCAAAUGAAGCAAAGCAGAAUCAAGAGCCACCCGCACGCGUACAUGACGAUGGUAAUGCCGAAGAAGUCUGAGAAAUGCGAUCAGAUGUCAGUGAGGAAAAUAAAAAUGAAGAAUCAGAAAGACGACUUGAAAGUGAUCGCGUUGUGGAAAUUAGGCGCCGGGAGCAACGACCAAUUUCAGGCCUAGGGCAAUAUGAGCAAAGGAGAGACGAGCUAAACAAGCUCGCAGCUGAACUGAAACACAAGAUUCAUUGGAUGGAGGAGGACCUUCAGGACUUUCCCUACAGAAAAAAAGGAGAUUUUCUCGCCAAAUAUGAAAAGAGAUUUAACUUGCGCGUUUUGUGAAGGCGAACACUCGUGUCCCCGAAUCACUAAUGGAAACCGCAGAUGGAAUAUGAUUCUGGAAAAAGGAUUUUGCCAAUAUUGUCUGGCCCAAUGUGGCAAACGAGAAGACCAUGGAGCAAAGAAGAAAAAAUGCUACUAUUGUGUUCGCGUAUCUGGUACCUACGUCGAAUACCUCAUCCCUAGAGAAGGCCAUCAUACAGCAUUAUGUAAUAUUCCUGACGCUAAGGAGGAGGCCCUAUACGAGCUGGAUGAUAACAAAGGAGACCUAGAUGAACAUGGAGAAGAAAUAAAAUUCAUGGGCCAAGAGAUUAAAAAAUACAGACGACAUUAG
Haemonchus placei is the source of this 1413-nucleotide messenger RNA. NCBI's taxonomy places the organism in Eukaryota, Metazoa, Nematoda, Chromadorea, Rhabditida, Trichostrongylidae. The record is from the annotation of a GenBank genome assembly.